Messenger RNA from Prorocentrum cordatum, 2696 nucleotides. NCBI's taxonomy places the organism in Eukaryota, Dinophyceae, Prorocentrales, Prorocentraceae. The record is from the annotation of a GenBank genome assembly.
CUGGGCCCCCAGCCCCGCUGGCAUGAGCAGGCGCGCAGCACAACGCGAGGAGGUCUGGGUCCCCAGCCCCGCUGGCUUGAGCAGGUGCGCAGCCUGGCGAGGCCUGCGCGCGCGCGCUGCCCCAACGCCAGGCGCAGCACAUGGCGCCCGCCGCCGCGGGGCGGGCGGCAGCGACGGGGGCGCCUCUUCUGGAGGCACGGCCCACGGCGCCCGCGAUGGUGUCGUCGGCGCUCGCGCAGGCGCGGGCCUGGAUCGCCUCCUCGCUGCCGCUGUGGCUGGGCGCCGCUGGGUUUCUCUGCGGGGCGCUGCUGCUGCUGCGGGCGCGCGGCGGCCGGCUCCGGGACGGCGGCCCCGGCGCCGGGAGGGGCCCCGUCGGUGGCAGGCAGGCGAGGCAGCCAGGCGCGCACGAGGGCGGCACACCUCGUCCCCACAAGGGGCCCGGCGAGAGAGGCCCCAGGCUGCCGGUGGUGGCGUAUUGGGACGCCCAGGGCGGCCAGGUGGACCGCGCGCCUGAGGACGGGCCGCUGCCGAACGUGAUCCUGACGUGCCCGCUGUCGCACCUGGAGCGCCUGUUCAACCUCGUGGUCGCAGAGCACGGCGCCCAGGGCGACGUGCUGCAGUGCUGGAGGUUUGCGCCGCCCUCGGCGACGACGUCCAAGGUCCGCCUCAUGGGCCUGCGAUGCGCGGACCCCGACAGCGUGGUCGACAGGCUGGCCCAGGACGGCAGGCUGUCGUGGGUGCUGCAGAAGCUCUACCGGGUCGGCGACAGGGAGCGGCCCCAGCCCAGCCUGGAGGCCGCUGCCGCCCGCCUGGCAGUGCAGCUCGACGAGGCCCGCGCCAGCGUCCGCGGCGCCGCCGCAAGUGAAGUCUCGCCGCUCAGAGUGCGGCUCUCGUGCUUCCCCGCGUCCAGCACCGAUCCGCUCCUCGGCGCCCUGGAGACGGCGGUGCCGCAGCCGCCCGGCGGGGGGGGGAUCGAGCUCGUGCCCACGCGGCAGGAGGUGGUCGCUGCCGCCGUCCAGGUGUGCAAGGGCGUCUGGCUGACCGGCGUCUCGGCCUCCGGUGCCCUCGCGGAGCACAUGGCGAGCCGCCGCGGGACGGGCGAUGCCGUCUCCCGGGCCUACUUCAAGUUGGCGGAGGCGUUGCAGGCGGCCGGGCCGGCGGCGGCGGCCUGCCUGGCUGGAGGCGCCGCGCUGGACGCCGGCGCCGCGCCCGGGAGCUGGACCCAGCUCAUGCUGGAGAAGGGCUGCCAGCGCGUGUACGCGGUGGACCCUUGCCAGUUGCGGCCAGAGGUCGCAGUCGCUGAGGGUGUCGAGCACAUGCAGACGACGCUGCGAGACGCCGUCGGCGUGCUCGCCGAGCGCCAGAAGAGCGGGCAGGCGCCCCUGCUCGACGUCUGCGUCUCGGACAUGAAGUUGCCCGCCCUGUCCUCGGUAGUCAGGGUGGUCGCGGAGGCGGGCGUGUUCCAGCUGCUGCGCCCCGGGGCCCUGGUCGUGCUUACCGUGAAGGGCGAGGCCGUGAAGGGGAACUCGCAGAAGCGGCUGUGCACAGAUGCCGCCUUUCCCGCCGCCAAGGAGCUGCAGGCGCACUGCGACGGCGUGCAGGUGCUGCACCUGAUGGCCAAUCGUGAGCUCGAGCGGACGAUCAUAGGUUUCUGUAAGAAGCGGAAAUGACCGUUUAUAUCAGCCAUCGCUCGCAGGACAGCUUGCCUGCGUGGUUGGACGCUUAUUCCGCUCGUGGGCACGGCGCUUGAGGCAGCGUAGUGACUUCAUGAUUGCGUCGCCUAGCUUGCAAGCGUGCCGAAAAAAAGAGGCGGUAGACGGCAUAGACUCCUCUGGAUGCCCGAAUGCCCUUUGGGGCGCGCCUCCCGGCGUCGCGGCCGUAGGGGGCUCGCUGGCACGCGCUCGGGAUGUUCGAUUGUGCUGAUGCUGCUGAAGUGACGUCGCAGUUUUAGAUAACACUUCUGGCCGGGCCAAGCCCCAGGGUAACUACAGAUCUGUUCAGCAGUUGUGGGCCUUCUUAUAUUUGUCGGCGAUCAUGGUGCUGAGAAUAGAAGCCCCUCUGUUCACUUGGCCCUGCUGAGUUGGCCCCCUGUGGCUAGCUGACCGUGUGACCCCGCGCAAUUUUCAUCCGCCACAGUCACGACCUGGGCUGGCAAAUAUCGUCGACAGCCCAGUCACCCAACUAAUCCCCACCACCGUCCGGGUACGAAAAGGUUGUCGGGAGUUUAGGGUUCAGCCUUCUGACUCGGAUUGCCUUCGCUCUUCGCCACAUCUGCGGCACGCACAGCAUGCGCGCAUCCGCCCAGUGCUGCCAGUUUCCCGAAACUCAGAGUGACUCUCGACCGUGAGCGCGGCCCCGUUGUUCGAGGGAGUGUUGUUCGCUACGAGAUUGAUCCGAUCGUUAGACACGGCUGAAUGGUGCUUGUAUUUGGCCGUGCAAACAAAUGGUGGUAGCCGCCACCCUACCAUUUGGAGGGAGGAGAGACCACCACCAGCAAGCCACCUCCAGCCAAGAGAGGCAGAAGGCCUUGUCCAUCCAUUUCGAGCAUGAUUCGCUUGUGGUACCUCCGCGUACGUUGUCCUGGCGAGGAUUGCUCGCCAUCGGCGGUCGCUGUGGGUUUGGACAACACUUGUUGCUGAGCAUCGUCUCCAUUAGUGUUGCUCCCGUCUUUUGACUGUCAUAGUGGUGAUGAGGAA